This is a messenger RNA of Lineus longissimus, 1659 nucleotides long. Its product is annotated as tetratricopeptide repeat protein 4-like. Gene Ontology annotation, biological process: protein folding. Gene Ontology annotation, cellular component: cytosol; nucleus. The record is from RefSeq and is a predicted model, not a curated record. The transcript has 11 exons. NCBI's taxonomy places the organism in Eukaryota, Metazoa, Nemertea, Pilidiophora, Heteronemertea, Lineidae. The coding region runs from base 334 to 1497 and encodes 387 amino acids. Gene Ontology annotation, molecular function: Hsp90 protein binding; Hsp70 protein binding.
UGAAAGCAGCAUGAUAUUUCAGAUUUUACAUAAAUAAACUCAUUUUUCGUCGUAAUUGCGGGAUAUUCGAUAAAGUUAUUGAGUCAAUUAAAUAUCAAACAAUAGUUCAUGUAAUAGAGCUUGUCAUUCGAUCAUUGUAAUCCACUGAUCUUAUUUUAUUGUGGGUUUUAUGCCAAUGUGUGUUGUUUGUGUAGUUGGCUGUGAGCCUGGGUGUUACGUAAUGCACUACACUACAACUCGGAUUUCUAUGUAAAGGUGUUAAUCCGUACUGGUAGAAAAAACAAUAAAAUUGUCAAGUUUAGUGUCGAGUGCCAGCACCAUCACCUAGUCAUCAUGGAGCCCAGUUCAGAAAGAAGUCUCCCCGAGAAAAUCUUCAAAAUGGCAGGAUUGGAUUUGGGAGAAUUGCCUGUAGCUUCCAAGGAAAAUGCUGGUGCAAAAUGUGAGAAUGAAGAGGAUCUAGAGGAGGAUCUUGGUCCAGAAUGGAGGGAGCUCAUGAAGCAUCCGUUCUUUGCCAAGGAGGUCCCUCCUCUUGAUGAGAUGACUCCAGAGUGGGAGGCUUUGGUAGCUCUGAAAUAUGAUCAAAAUGAACCAGUUGAUCUUGCGAUGACCUACAAACAAGAUGGCAACAUGUAUUUCAAGGUGAAGAAGUACCGAUCAGCCAUUGACCAUUACAGCGAGGGCAUCAAGCAGAGGUGUGGUGACCUUAAUCUCAACUGUGUUCUCUAUUGUAAUAGAGCCAUGUGCCAUUGGUAUCUGAAAAAUUAUCGCUCGUGCUUGAAGGAUUGUCUUUUUGCUCGCAAGUUCAAGCAUGAUCAUAUGAAAGCGAUCAUAAAAGGUGCUCAAAGUUGGAAUGCAUUAAAGAUACCUCGAGAAUGUGUGAAAUGGUGUGAUGAAGGCUUGAAAAUUGACCCUAAGAAUGAAACACUGUUGGAAUUACGGUCACAGGCAGAACAACUAAAGAAAGUUGUAGAUAAGGACCGACGGAAAGAAUUGGCAAAACAAAAGAAAAGGGAAAAAGAAGAAAAUGACUUGGUGGAAGCAAUAAAAGAGAGAGGAGUUAAAUUUGAGGAAUUUGGCCGAAUCUCCGAUACAAAGUUACACCACCUCGAUUCCCGGCACCCCGGAGGAGGCCGAGUUUUCCUGGAUAGCGAUGGCGUCCUUAACUGGCCUGUCAUGUUUGUUUACCCCGAGUUUAAUGACACAGAUUUUAUCCAAGCAUUUAAUGAAAAUUCCCGUUUUGUUGAUCACAUGGAAGCAAUGUUUGGUCCAGAUGCGUGUCCUCCUCCAUGGGACCUGAAAAGGCAAUACACACCACAGACAGUUGAGAUCUACUUUGAGGACCGAACAGAAAAGAAGUGUUAUCAAGUCGACCAAACCCUUACGUUGAAGUGUGUAUUGCAGAAUGAAAAGUUGGCCGUGGCUUCUGGAACGCCAUCUUUCUACAUCCUACGGAAGGAUUCAAACUUUGCCAAAGAUUUCCUCCAGAAAUAUUCAUAACACAUGGACUUCUCAGUGAAGGAACUGCUAAAGCUAAAGACUUCUUGACAUUUGCUGCAUUACUUAUUAUUUCUCAAUGCAAUGAUAAUGCCACAUCCCUACAAACCUCUAAUUGGAUGGCCUCUUUAGGCCUGUGAUCGAAUAAAUCUUCAUCUUUGCUAA